GCAGGAGGAAGUGGUCGGGACGGUCUGACAGUGACUCUGUUGAACAAUGGCAGCUAAGGCAGUUCUGCCUAGGAGGGCCGACCCCACUGAGCUGAAAGCCAUUUUUGAAAAGUAUGCCAGUGUAAAGAAGAACGAUGAGCACUUCAUGUCGCCGCAGGACUUUGUGGGCCAUUUCCUCAAUGCCCACACAGACAUCCGGCUGUCGGAAGAGGCCACAAAGCUGCUUGCAGGAGUGGUGGACCAGAAGAAAGAUGGGUUGAUCUCCUUUCAGGAGUUCGUAGCAUUUGAGUCGGUGCUGUGUGCCCCGGACUCCCUCUUCAUGGUUGCCUUCCUGCUGUUUGAUAACGCGGGCAAUGGAGCGACCGCUUUUGAGGAUGUGAAGCAGGUCUUCAGCCAGACGACCAUCCAUCAGCACAUCCCCUUCAACUGGGACUGUGAGUUCAUACAGCUGCACUUUGGAACGCAGAGGGACAAGCAGCUUGGCUACGGAGAGUUCACCCAGUUCCUCCUGGAGAUGCAGCUGGAACAUGCGCGACAGGCUUUUAUCCAGCGGGAUCAAGCCCACAGCGGCUCCAUCUCAGCUCUGGACUUCAGGGACAUCAUGGUCACCAUCCGGCCACACAUGCUCACGCCCUUUGUGGAGGAAUGCCUCGUGGCGGUUGCGGGAGGCAGCACAUCUCAUCGCGUCAGCUUCUCCUACUUCAAUGGCUUCAACUCGCUGCUCAACAACAUGGAGCUGAUCAGGAAGAUCUACAGCACCCUGGCCAGCCACCGCAGAGAUGUUGAAGUCACCAAAGCCUUAUCAGGGGUGUGGACCAUAACUGACCCAGACCAAGAGCCCAUGCGCUCCCGGGCUGUUCCCACCAUGGCCACACCAUGCUGGGCUUGGCUCAACCAGUGGUGGCCUCUAGCCAGCCAGACCUCCGCAGCCACCACCCUUUCACCCUCCACUGCCCAAGUCAUUAAGGUCUCCUCUGGGACUCUGGUCCAUGUACUACUAAUGGCCCACAAAUACACUCUGUCACACGCCUGUAUACGUGUUGGUUUAAUGGACAUCGAGAAGAUCGCUCCGCUGGAGGAAGGCGCCCUGCCCUACAAUUUGGCAGAGGUCCAGAGACAGCAGUUGGGCAGUGAUGGCUCCCGCCCUGUCCUCGUCCAGGUAGCAGAGUCGGCCUACAGGUUCACCCUCGGCUCAGUGGCAGGGGCUGUGGGUGCCACAGCGGUGUACCCCAUCGAUCUGGUGAAGACACGCAUGCAGAACCAGAGGAGCAGCGGCUCCCUGGUGGGAGAGCUCAUGUACAAGAGCAGCUUCGACUGCUUCAGGAAGGUGGUGCGCUAUGAAGGCUUCUUUGGACUUUACAGGGGUCUGGUACCACAGCUACUGGGUGUGGCGCCCGAGAAAGCCAUAAAGCUCACAGUGAAUGACUUUGUGCGAGGAAAGACCAGACAGAAAGAUGGCACCGUCCCUCUGGCCUCUGAGAUCCUGGCUGGUGGAUGUGCCGGAGGCUCUCAGGUGAUCUUCACCAACCCUCUGGAGAUAGUGAAGAUUCGUCUGCAGGUGGCAGGAGAGAUCACCACGGGGCCAAGAGUCAGCGCCCUGUCUGUCAUCAGGGACCUGGGUUUUUUUGGACUUUACAAGGGUUCCAAGGCUUGUUUUCUGCGGGACAUCCCCUUUUCAGCCAUCUACUUCCCCUCUUACGCUCACAUCAAGGCUUACCUCACUGAGGAGGAUGGGAGGAUAGGGCCAGCCAAGAUGCUGUUUGCUGGAGCUCUGGCAGGUAAAAAGCUUUCAUCUUUACUGCCUCGCUACACUAGCUGGCAAGGGCAAAUUCAUGCUUUCCUUAUCCUUAAAAAAGAGUGGUCAUAG
Molecule: messenger RNA, 1867 nt
Organism: Paralichthys olivaceus (Japanese flounder)
Lineage: Eukaryota; Metazoa; Chordata; Actinopteri; Pleuronectiformes; Paralichthyidae
Source: RefSeq, a predicted model, not a curated record